Molecule: messenger RNA, 2333 nt
Organism: Ananas comosus (pineapple)
Lineage: Eukaryota; Viridiplantae; Streptophyta; Magnoliopsida; Poales; Bromeliaceae
Product: HIPL1 protein-like
Exons: 7
Coding region: 33-2099 (688 amino acids)
Source: RefSeq, a predicted model, not a curated record
AGCCUUCAUUGUUAGGGACUAGGGUUUUGUUGAUGGGUUCUCUUCUUUUCCUCCUCCUCCUCUUUUUCUUCAUACCAAACUCUUAUUCCUUCCCCUUAUGCACAGAUUCAUGGGCACCUGAGACACUGAAGGUGCCACUCACCUUCUGUUCUUACAAUGGCAGCAGCUGCUGCAACGCCACGGACGACGCCGCGAUCGAGAAGCGGUUCAAAUCGAUGAAAAUCUCCGAUACCGCUUGCUCCUCCGUCGUCAAAUCCAUUCUCUGUGCGAACUGUGAUCCCUUCUCAGCUGAGCUAUUUGCAAUUGCACCGAAAUUUCGAACUGUUCCUGCAUUAUGCAACUCUACUGUUUCUGCAAGCUCCGCCCAGUCCAAGGAUUCCACAAGAGACUUUUGUACAGAAGUUUGGGGCACUUGCAAAGAUAUACCUAUAUUGAAUUCUCCCUUUCAGCCUUCUUUACAAGGAGGUGCUAAGCCACCAACUUCCCCAACCAAACUUACGGAUCUCUGGCAAUCACAGAAUGACUUCUGUGCAGCAUUUGGAGGCCAAUCAAGUGAUCAAUCAGUUUGCUUCAAUGGUAAAUCGGUUUCAUUUAACACUACAGAAAAUUUGCCAUCUCCUAAAGGUUUGUGUCUUGAGAGGAUCAGCAAUGGCUCAUACCUUAACAUGAUUCCUCAUCCCGACGGAUCAAAUCGAGUCUUUUUCUCUAGCCAAGCUGGCCAGAUCUGGUUGGCUACUGUUCCUGAACAAGGAUCGGGGGAAGCGCUGGGGAUCGAUGUAGCAAACCCAUUUCUUGAUUUAACAGAUGAGGUGCACUUCGAUACUGAGUUGGGACUAAUGGGUUUGGCGUUUCAUCCAGACUAUACAAGAAAUGGGCGUUUCUUUGUUUCGUACAACUGUGAUAAGGUUCAAUCAGCAAGCUGCUCAGGAAGAUGUUCGUGUAACUCUGAUGUGGGCUGUGAUCCUACAAAGCUCAGUCCAGAUAAUGGUGCUCAACCAUGCCAGUAUCAAAGUGUCGUUGCUGAGUAUAGUGUUAAUAGUUCCUCAUCAACGCCUUCCACGGCAGAAAGUGCCGUCCCAUCUGAAGUGAGAAGGAUUUUCACUAUGGGGCUUCCAUAUUCAACUCACCAUGGAGGGCAAAUUCUCUUCGGGCCUUCGGAUGGAUAUCUAUACUUUAUGUCGGGAGAUGGUGGAAAUAAGGGUGAUCCUUUCAAUUUUGCUCAAAACAAAAAGUCGUUGCUGGGAAAAAUCAUACGACUGGACCUUGAUAGUAUCCCAAGUCAGAGCGAAAUAAAUGACCUUGGUUUAUGGGGAAACUAUUCUAUUCCAAAGGAUAAUCCAUCUGCCGAUGAUAAUGAAUUGCAACCUGAGAUUUGGGCGUAUGGGCUGAGGAAUCCAUGGAAAUGCAGUUUUGAUUCUGAAAGGCCUUCUUAUUUCUUUUGUGCAGAUGUUGGCCAGGAAACAUAUGAAGAAGUUGAUCUGAUUUCAAAGGGUGGAAACUACGGAUGGCGUGUUUAUGAGGGCCCCAAUCUUUAUCAUCCACCAUGGACUCCGGGAGGGAAUACAUCGCUUAAAUCCAUAGAUCCUAUCUUCCCGAUCAUGGGCUAUUAUCACUCGACGAUAAAUAAGCUCGGAUCAGCAUCAAUUACAGGAGGCUAUGUAUAUAGGUCAUUGACCGAUCCAUGCAUGUAUGGAAGGUACUUGUAUGCUGAUCUCUAUGCGACAGCCUUAUGGGCCGGCACGGAGACCCCUGAAAGCAGCGGAAACUACACGAGCACUAUGAUUCCCUUUAGCUGCUCCAAGAACUCUCCGAUUCCCUGUGAUUCUGUCGCAGGGAGCUCUCUCCCUUCUCUGGGCUACAUAUACUCAUUUGGUGAAGAUAAUAGGAAAGAUGUUUUUGUUUUGACCAGCAAAGGAGUGUACAGAGUUGUUCGACCGAGCCUCUGCAAUUAUACUUGUCCAAAGGAGAAAGUUACCAAUAAUGUCCCAUCGGCACCUGGCCCGUCUUCAUCAUCAGCAACCAUGUUACAUAAUCUAGCAGGGAAAGUUAAGGUGUACGUCUUUGCGUUCUUUCUAUUUCAAGUAUGUGUGCGCUUUUGAGUGAUCUUCGGAGGCAAAAAUUGGUGCCAACAUUUCCACUAAAGUCAUCGUUGCAGUUUCCACUAGAGAUUGUGUAAAAUUAAUACUGUAUAAUAUCAGAUCAGUUUCUCGUGAGAGAAUUUCUUGUCGCAGUUUGAUGCACGGGUUGUUCCUGAUUUUGAUCAGAUAGUGUAAGAUUGUCAAUUUUGCAUAUUUAUUUCCAUUAUGAGGUUAUCUUUAUGAGAGUUUGGUGAA